Homarus americanus (American lobster) is the source of this 2325-nucleotide messenger RNA. RefSeq lists its product as uncharacterized. The transcript is spliced from 12 exons. The annotation marks the transcript as partial. The record is from RefSeq and is a predicted model, not a curated record. Gene Ontology annotation, cellular component: neuron projection. NCBI's taxonomy places the organism in Eukaryota, Metazoa, Arthropoda, Malacostraca, Decapoda, Nephropidae.
AUGUCUCAGCUAGCGCCAGCUGGUGGCCCAGCUGGCGCUCUAGAUGGCCCAGUUGGCGCCCUAGAUGGCCCAAUUGCCCAGCUGGCUGCCCAGAUGAUCGAGGUGGCUCCCAAAAUGCUCCAGGUGGCCUCCCAGGUGGUCCAGGUGGCUCCCCAGAUGGCCAUGAAUCUUGCAAACUUUAGUCCGGCCUUCAACAGUGUGACCAGUGAUCGCCAUAACACUGAGACCAUGAACGACCAGCAGAUCUCAGGUACACGGAACAGACCACGCCGUCACCACCUCCAGACCAGUGACGUCCCCACCAGGAGGGACAGGAGCCGCAGACCACUACGGCUUGGCUCUCAGGCAGACCACAGCCCAGCGACUCAAACCUGCCACAGUACUAACGGGGACCUCUACCACAGCAUAAACCACAACCACCACAGUACAGAUUGCCACCGCAUCUCUACAACAGAUCCUUAUCACAGCACUAGCACAGCCUCAUAUCACAGCACUAUUAUAACAACAGAUCCCUGCCACAGUAGCACCACAGACCCUUACCACAGCGCAGACCACGAUAACACCACCACAGCUCCCCACCACAGCAGAGACCUCAACCACAACACAACCACAGCUCCCCACCACAGCAGAGACCUCAACCACAACACCACCACAGCUCCCCACCAUAGCAGAGACCUCAACCACAACACCACCACAGCUCCCCACCACAGCAGAGACCUCAACAACACCACCACAGCUCCCCACCAUAGCAGAGACCUCAACCACAACACCACCACAGCUUCCUACCAUAGCAGAGACCUCAACCACAACACCACCACAGCUUCCUACCACAGCACCUUCGCGACCCACUCAACUAAGGCUUCCUGUGACAGAUGGAAGCUGACGUGGUGGCUGACGCUGCCACUCCUGCUGAUUCUACCUGCUGUGGUGCAAAGUCAAGCAGAGGAGCAUCCCUUCCUGACGGCGACGCUCAGGGAGAUGACAGUGGCGGCGGGGCGAAAGGCGAGACUCACCUGUGUGGUAGAGAACUUAGGGCAUUAUAAGGUGGCGUGGACGCAUUACGGACAGUCUGGACGGGCCGUGUUGACGGUGGACGCUGCGGUCAUCACCAGGAAUGAGCGGGUGUCCCUGGUGAAGGAACAAGGGGGCGCCGCCUGGUCCCUGGUCAUCAGAAACGUGACCACUAGUGACGAGGGCGACUACCUGUGUCAGGCCAACACUGUCCCGCCCAAGAAACUCUACUUCCAUCUCUCUGUCCUGGUGGCGCCCCGGAUCACCUCCCCGCCAAAGGAGCAGGUGGUGGGGGAGGGUGACGAGGUGGUGCUCAGGUGUGGUGCGACAGGUGACCCCCAUCCCUCCCUCACCUGGCGCAGGGAGGACCAGGCGCCAUUCUCCCUCAACCAAUCCUCAGUGGUGGAGGAGGCCGCUGGGCCGCGUCUCCACCUGUCCUCCGUGACCCGGGAGACCAGCGGAGCCUUCCUAUGUGUGGCCUCUAACGGCGUGCCUCCAGCUGUCUCCGCCCGAGUCCAGGUCUCCGUCAAGUUCGCGCCCGAGAUGGUGGAGGAGGGCGGUGGCGUGGUGUGGGCGUGGGUGGGGGCGCGGGCAGUGUUGGCGUGUCAGUACCGCGCCUGGCCCGCCCCUACUGUCACCUGGACCAGAGACGGCGUCAUACAGGGGGGUUCAGUCGAGAGCUGGGAGGCCCUUGGAGGUUCGGGUAGCUCCAAAUUAGUGAUACCAUCCGUGGGGCCUCAGAGCCUUGGAGUCUACCGCUGCCAAGUGACCAACCCUCUCGGUACCAGCUCCAGUCAGCACAACCUCUUGGAGCUCUCGACCACCACCACCACCACCACCACCAGUACGAUAAUCUCUCCGAAGCCUCCGGCAACACACACCAACAGACACCUUUUUGAAGAUCAAGUAGAAGGGAAAGUGUUGGAAAAGACAUCGGUGUCGUCUUCCUCGUCUUCCUCGUCUUCGUCUUCCUCCUCGUCUUCGUCUUCGUCGUCCAGGCAGCAUGCUCACGUAAUUACUGACGUUGGUCCUCACAACAUUAACGACGACGCCCACACCACGGACGCCACCCACACAGACGCCGCCCCUCACCGCUACGUACAGGAGACGGCCCCACCCAGUGACCCACUACCCCGCCCACUCUACCCAGGUGUGGGUAUUGAAGGCUAUUACACUCUGACGUUCAUCACAAAUAGUCGGUCUUAUCAUGACGGUGAUAAAGCGCACGGUCAGGGGCAGGCUCUUGCCGUUCAUGACAUAGGUACAGAGGGAUGGGAUGGUACCGUCGAAAUUCCUCUUGGCCAACGGUGCAAG